Manis javanica (Malayan pangolin) is the source of this 998-nucleotide messenger RNA. RefSeq names its product protein tyrosine kinase 2 (gene PTK2). Gene Ontology annotation, cellular component: cytoskeleton; focal adhesion. Gene Ontology annotation, molecular function: protein tyrosine kinase activity; ATP binding. Gene Ontology annotation, biological process: protein phosphorylation; signal complex assembly. Lineage: Eukaryota; Metazoa; Chordata; Mammalia; Pholidota; Manidae. The record is from RefSeq and is a predicted model, not a curated record.
UCUGCUAUAGGAAGAGGAAAGAGAAGCCAGUAGUAUUUCCUUUUGAUCAUUGACUUCUUCACAGAGUCAGGAGUCAUUGUGGCCUUCUGAACUGAACACAGACCCGUGGGGUCACAUUACGAGCUGGUUUCAUUCUGUUCCGUAGCUUAAUCUGGCCAGGAUGGUCUGUGUUUCAGAUUGCGGAAACAUGAGAAGAUACUGUAACUGAGAGUCAUUCUUCAAGCUGCUGGAAAAUAUUGCAGAAGGAACACCUUCCAAAUUUUGCUUCGAGCUCUGAAAAAAAAAGGAGCACACAGGGGAGCCUGGUCCUGCUUGUGGAUGGAAGCAAACCCUGUGGGAGCGAUGAACCGGGACUUGGCGUGCGGACGCCUGGCCUGAUCCCUGUAGGACUGAGUCUAUGUUGUUGGAACUGGCAGGCCGAGCGGCCCUGAGGCCAGCAGGUGCCAUCUGUAUGGAGAAGAGUGGCUGUAGUCCGUUUCCAAUGUGUUGGGCUAAAGAAUAUGACAGAUACCUAGCAUCUAGCAAAAUAAUGGCAGCUGCUUACCUUGAUCCAAACUUGAAUCACACACCAAAUUCCAGUACCAAGACCCACCUGGGUACUGGGGUGGAACGUUCCCCUGGGGCGAUGGAGCGUGUGUUAAAGGUCUUUCAUUAUUUUGAAAGCAACAGUGAGCCAGCUACUUGGGCCAGUAUUAUCAGGCAUGGAGACGCUACUGACGUCAGGGGCAUCAUUCAGAAGAUAGUGGACAGUCACAAAGUAAAGCACGUGGCCUGCUAUGGACUCCGCCUCAGUCACCUGCGGUCAGAGGAGGUUCACUGGCUCCACUUGGAUAUGGGUGUCUCCAGUGUGAGGGAGAAGCAUGAACUUGCUCACCCACCAGAGGAGUGGAAUACUGAAAGCAUCCUGUGUCCUGUGUGAUGCUGCUGUGUGAUUCUGGAACAGCCUUGGAACUGAUUCUUAAUCUUGCUGAACAUCAUUUUCCUCAUCUUCUAAAUGC